Echinops telfairi (small Madagascar hedgehog) is the source of this 14042-nucleotide messenger RNA. RefSeq names its product PKHD1 ciliary IPT domain containing fibrocystin/polyductin (gene PKHD1). The coding region runs from base 128 to 12235 and encodes 4035 amino acids. Lineage: Eukaryota; Metazoa; Chordata; Mammalia; Afrosoricida; Tenrecidae. The transcript has 68 exons. The record is from RefSeq and is a predicted model, not a curated record.
CAAGGUGAUUUGAAAAGGAAAGAUCAUUUCUCCCGUGAGUCCCAACGAGGCAGCAAGAGAAAAAGGCACUGAAAGGAAAUAUUAAAACUGCACAGCCCAACUGGAAACAGACUCUCCUGGGCCGCGUAUGUUUGCGGACGAGAUGACUGUCUGGCUUAUCGCUCUGAUGAGUAUCGAAGGACUACUUUUGACAGUUCCUGUUCUGAGUUUGCACAUUGAACCUGAAGAAGGCAGUCUUGCAGGGGGAACGUGGAUCACCGUCACUUUUGAUGGUGUGGAGUGGGAUCUUCUUUGUCUAGGCAAUGGCUCUCAGCUGGAGCUGACCCUGGUGAAUGUGGCGGCGCCAGCACUGCCGGCCAUCCCCUGUGACGUCGCUCCCGUGCUCUUGGAUUUGCCUGUGGUGUGGUGUCAGACCAGAUCUCAGUUGCCUGAAGCCCCUGAGGGAUUGUACUCCCUGGAUGUGUAUUCUGGUGGUCAGCUGCUAGGCAGCCUGAGCCAAGGGCCAUGUGACAGCUGCACUUUCAAGUUUUCCAAGGCACAGACACCCGUUAUUUAUCAAGUUAACCCAUCAAGUGGAGUUCCAGGAAAUAUGAUCCAUGUGCAUGGCUGGAUUAUCACUGGAAGAGUGGAAACCUUUGAUUUUGAUGCUGAAUACAUUGAUAGCCCGUUGACCUUGGAAGCUCAAAGAGACCAGUGGUUCACUCCUUGCUCUCUGGUAAACAGGCAGACAGCAAGUUGUUAUUCUGUGCAGGAGGACCAUGGCCUUGGGACCCUCCAGUGCCGCGUGGAAGGCAGCUAUAUCGGUUCCCAGAAUGUUAGCUUCUCCAUAUUUAAUAAAGGAAAGUACAUGGUUUUAGAAGUGACCUCUUAUGAAAUAUCAUACUAUUAUCAAUGUAAAAUUCUCUCUGUGUUUCCAGAAACUGGGAGCCUCGGGGGGAGAACAGACAUCACAAUCACUGGCGACUUCUUUGACAACCCUGCCCAGGUGACCCUUGCAGGCAUUCCAUGUGAUAUUAGACACGUGUCUCCCAGGAAGAUAGAGUGUACCACAAGGUCCCCAGGAAAAGGUGCAAGGCUCAUGGCUCCUCAGGCAGGCAACCGGGGGCUUCUCUUUGAAGUUGGAGAUGCUGCUGAGGGUGUGAACCUGACUGAAGCUACCUCUGGGUACAGGUGGCAGAUUGUCCCGAAUGCUAGCUCUCCAUCUGGAUUUUGGUCCAAGGCAGGGCAACCUUUCAGAGCACGGCUCAGUGGGUUCUUUGUGGCCCCGGAGACAAAUAACUACACUUUCUGGAUCCAGGCAGACAGUCCUGCUGCCCUGUCCUUCAGUCUUUCAGAGGAUCCAAGGACCAAGGUGGAAAUGGCCUCCCUCAAGGUGGGCACUGAUGACUGGUUUGACUCCUGGGAGGAGAAUGGGAAGGAAGGGACCUCACAUCGGAAGACUCCCAAGUUGGAGCUAUUAGGUGGAGCCAAGUACUACCUGGAAGCAGAGCAUCAUGGGAUAGCCCCCAGUAGGGGCCUGAAGAUUGGCGUCCAGAUCCACAACACCUGGCUGAAUCCCGACGUGGUCAGCACUUACCUCCGGGAGAAGCACCAGAUCCGAGCCCGUGUAGAGAGGCAACCUGAAAUGCAGAUGCUGAACGUGUCUGGUGCAGAGAACUUUAUCCUUACUUGGGACAGUGUCUCUAGCCAGCCAAUCCCUGCAAAUGCCACAGCCCACCAGAUUCAAACAGCCCUAGAGGAGUUACUUGCAGUAAAAUGCAAACUGGAACCACGUUCAGCUGACAUCCUUCUUCGGCUUGGAUUUGAACAAGGCCCACAAGGUUCCAGUUAUGAGGGGGGCCUCCUCAGUGCAUCAGAGUCCUUCUGUGGAAGGUUCAGCCUCUGUCAGCCUCGACAUCUUGCCCUGACACCCCCGGCUGGCCAGAAGGGCUAUCGGUUAGAUCACUACACACAUCUCUGCUUUGCAUACAAAGGCUCCGGGAAGAACACCCUGAAGAUGACCUUGACCUUCACAGUAGACUUCCAAAACCUCAUAAAGAACAUCACCUGUGACUGGAGUCCCACGGAGCCUAGACCUGACAGCUGGCUCUUCACCUGCACUGACCUCUGGGAGACUUGUGUGCAUGCCUCUGGGGCUCUGAAGUCUCCCCCAGCAAAUGGCCCCAUGCUGGUUCAUCGGAUAGACCUCCUCCCGCUGGCUCAGGAGAUGGGCCCCUUCUGCAUGGAUGAAAUCAUCCUCACGGACACAAACCUUACAGUUUCUCAGGCCGAUUCUGCAACAGCUAGACCAGGUGGGAAUCUGGUGGAAUCCGUCUCGGUCGUUGGAUCCUCUCCUGUCUACAAUGCAACAUUCUGGCUGGCAGGGUGCGGCAUGGAGCUCCCGCUCAUCACUGCACGCCCUUUGCAGGCUGAAGAAACGGAAGAAGGCUCGGGAUUUGUCCAGGCGACAACGUGGAAACUGCAGAGGACUAGCCCACCAUUAGGAGGACACUUCCGGAUUCAGCUUUCUGACACGGUGAUAGCUGGUGUCCCUGUGCACAUUUCUGCUGGGCACCUUCGCAAGCUCCUGCAAGACAGUAUUGAUAGCUUCACAUCCACGUACCUCAGUGCCAGCGACUUGAUGGUGAAGGAAGAUGUGCACUCGUGCUAUGAACAUGUGUGGACCAUCUCCUGGUCCACCCAAAUUGGGGAUUUACCCGUUUCCAUCAGGGUCUCCGAUGAAAAUCUGACUGGCAUGAGCCCCGCUGUAACAACUCGUGUACUGUAUGAUGGUGGAGUUUUCCUUGGACCUGUGUUUGGAGACAUGUUGGUUACUGCCAAUCAGCAUACUCAGGUGGCUGUGAGAGUAAAUGACAUACCGGCUCAUUGCUCAGGGUCCUGUUCUUUUCAGUACCUCCAAAGCUCAACUCCCCAGAUCCACUCGACAUGGUAUUCUGUUGGCGAUGACAUCAACCUCCUGGUUUAUAUUACUGGAACUGGCUUCUCUGAUGACUCCCAGGCCUUUCAGGUUAUGGUGAACAAAACAAGUUGCCAAGUAAUUUUCUGCAACCUAACGUGUGUGGUCUGUCAGAUGGGCAUGCUGCCGGUCGGAGUGCAUCAGCUCUCGGUGUUGGUGAGGCCCUCUGGUCUUGCCAUCACCACCAGUGGAGAAGGCCCCUUUUUACAUGUGGGGCCCAGGCUGGAUGCUGUGGAGCCUUCCAGAGCUGCAGAGAUUGGAGGACUCUGGGCCACUAUCCGAGGUUCUGGUUUGGAAGGGGCUAGCUUGGUGCUUUUCGGGUCCCAGUCUUGUGCCGUGAACAUCAACACAAGCAAUUCACAAAGAAUCCAAUGUAAAGUUCCGCCCAGGGGGAAUGAAUCCGUUGUGGACGUGACUGUGACCAGAGGAGACCAAUGGGCCGUUCUUCCAGCAGCAUUUGCAUAUGACUCCUCUUUAAAUCCACUCAUCUUGUCUCUGAGCAGGAACAGCAGCAGCUUAGCAGGAGGUGAGAUCCUUUUCAUCGGAACGACGUGGCUGGAGAACUCCAAUGAGUUGGAUGUGGAAGUCCAUGUCUGGGAUGCCUGGGCUCAGCUCCACGCACAGAUACCUCACGGCCUGGAGGUGGUGCUGCCCCCACUGCCAGCUGGCCUCCAUGGGAUUUCGGUUUCCAUCAAUGGCAUCAGCAUUCGCUCGCAAGGGAUCGAUCUCCACAUCCGCUAUCUCACAGAAGUUUUCAGCAUAGAACCCUGCUGUGGAUCCCUUCUGGGCGGAACCAUCCUGAGCAUUUCAGGAGCAGGCUUCCUUCAGGACCCCACCUCGGUGCGGGUCCUAGUGGGCAAUCGCUCCUGUGAUAUCGUGAACUCAACAGAGACCACCAUCUACUGUGAGACCCCACCGGCCCCUCUACGGUCCGCUGCGGAUGCCCUCGCUGUCGCCGCCCCCGUGCACGUCCGGAUGGGCCAGCUGUCCUUCCCCCAGAGACCGUCCCCAGGUUCGACAGAGAAGAACUUCACCUUCCUGUACGAAGCAGCCGCCACCCCCGUGGUCACCGCCCUGCGAGCAGACCUCACGGGCAGCGGCCUGCAGCUCUGUGUGGAAGGGAGCCACGUCGCCCAUUCGGCGAUCCUUCUGGGGGGCUUGCACUGUGAGCUCCAGGCCCGAUCUUGCAACGGGAGCCUGGCCGGAUGCUCCCUUCCCUUCCGCGCCGUGGAGGCAGGCGUCUAUCCUCUAAAGGUCCGCCAGCGGCCCAUGGGCUUUGCUGACAUGUCUGCGGUGGCCCAGCGACUGGUGGUGACACCUCGGAUAACUGCCAUCUCCCCAGCACAGGGUUCCAUUUGUGGAGGGACGGUGAUCGUGGUGAGGGGCCUGGUGCUCCGCUCCAGGAGGAAGGUGGUGCGGGUGGGUCUCUCCGGCCUGUUAACGUGUACCAUUUUGGGUUGGAGUGACCAAACCAUCCGCUGCCGGGUUCCCCGGGUGGACGACCCCUUGCUUGGAGCUUCCAUCUCCCUGAACGUCACCGUUCUGGUCAAUGGGCUGCUGAGCACUUGCCAGGGGCACUGUACCUUCUUCAUGUGGGAAGAGACCACUCCCACCGUGAGUGCCUUCACCAUGACCACCGGCGGGCCCCUCACCACGGUGCUGAUUCAGGGGCAGAGGUUCGGUUCCACCUCCGACCAAUUGAUGGUGUUUGUGGAUGACCACAUACCUUGUGGAGUCAGUUUCUGGAACACAAGCCAGGUGGCGUGCCGGGUGAGUGACCUGCCUCCCGGCCCGCACUUCCUGUCAGUGGUUCACAAGACAAAUGGGUAUGCUUGCUGGAGGAACGUUUCCAGACGCUUCGACAUUGUUCCUCAAGUGUCUCGUUACUUCCCCAAGACUUUCGGCGUACGUGGUGGAGGCCUCUUGACCUUGGAGGGAACGGCCCUGCGAGGGCAGAAGGCCACAUCUGUCCACGUGGGCCAGCAGGCCUGCCUCUCCGUGAACAUCAGCGCCAGCGCCAUCCAGUGCAUUGUCCCCGCAGGCAAUGGCUCCGUUGUCUUGGAGAUAGAAGCAGAUGGGCGCUGGUACCGCCUGGGCAUCAUUGGUUACAGCCAGGCCGUCACCCCGGAAUUGCUCUCUGUGUCUCAGAUGGAUGAUGUCUUAACCUUGGUGGUGGCGCAGAUCACAGGAGCAGCGCACAUGGACGUUUUCAUCGGGCUGUCACCCUGCGUGGGUGUCUCCGGGAACCACACGGUUCUCCGUUGCAGGGUGCCCUCGCUUCCUGCAGGGGAGUACCGAGUCAGCGGCUACGACCACCAGAGAGGGUGGGCUUCCUCUGCUCUCCUGCUCACCACCAGAGCGACUGUGACUGCCGUGACUGAGAACUUUGGUUGCCUGGGAGGAAGGCUUAUGCAUGUGUUUGGAGCUGGAUUUUCUCCAGGGAAUAUCUCAGCUGUGGUGUGUGGUGCUCCGUGCCCAGUCCUGGAGAAUGCUACUGUGUCUGCCUUCAGCUGCUUGGUUCCACCACUGGACGUGUCCUUGGCGUUCCUGUGUGGCUUGGAGCCUCAGGGGAGCUGUGAAUCUUCCAUUCACACCUACGUGCACUGUGAGUUGACUGUCACUGUGGGGACAGUGAGACUGCCCAGACCAUGGCCGUACAUCUACAUUUGUGAAGAGUAUUCUCAAUGCCUCUUUGAGCCAGAUCGUUGGACGGAGCCAUCCUUUCUACUAUUCUCAGGCCUCUUCAUCAGCCCUAAAGUGGAAAGAGAUGAAGUUCUCAUCUAUAAUAGCUCCUGUAACAUUACCAUGGAAACUGAGGCAGAGAUGGAGUGUGAGACGCCUAAUCAGCCAAUUACCGCCAAGAUUACUGAGAUAUGGAAAAGCCAGGGCCAGAACACUCAGGGCAACUUGGCCUUGCAGUUUUGCCAGAGAUGGUCCUGGGCUCACAGCUGGUUUCCUGAAGGAGUGCCACAAGAUGGCGACAACGUCACGGUGGAGAGUGGUCGGUGGCUUCUGCUUGACACCAACACCAGCCUCCUCAACAGACUGCACAUUAAAGGAGGCAAGCUGCUUCUCAUGGCUCCGGGACCCAUUGAGCUCAAGGCCCACUCCAUCCUGGUGUCUGAAGGCGGAGAGCUCCGGAUCGGAUCUGAGGACAAGCCUUUCCAAGGGAAAGCCCAGAUCACACUCUACGGGAGUUCCUACUCGUCCCCCUUCUUUCCCUACGGAGUCACGUUUCUGGCGGUGCGGAACGGAAGCCUUUUCCUGCAUGGUCCAGUACCAGAAGUACUUGUCACCCGUCUUCGAGCAGCUGCCCGUGCCGGUGACACCGUGUUGGCUCUGGAAGAUGCUGUGGACUGGCACCCUGGAGAUGAAGUUGUCGUCAUCGGUGGAAUAGGUAUCGAAGGUGCCAAACCAAUGGAAGAGACUGUCAUUGUGGAAGCUGUGCACAAUGCUGACCUUUAUCUCCGGUCACCCUUGAGAUAUUCUCAUGCCUUCAAAGAGAGCUGGGCGGCUGGGAAGCACCUCGUUUUCAAGGCCACAGUGGCCUUACUCAGCAGGAGUAUUACCAUCCGAGGAAAUCUUACCGUGGCAAGGAGGAGGCACCUUGCUUCCUGCCAGGAGGACACUGCUUCAGCAGGUCAUCCACAGGGCUGUUUGUAUUCCAAGAGCGAGAAGAGGCUGGGAUCCAUGGACCUGGGGGCCAGAGUCAUCAUCCAGUCUUUUCCAGAAGAGCCCAGCCAAGUCCGGCUGAGGGGUGUCCAAUUCCGGGAUUUGGGGCAAGCCUUCCAGAAGCAUCUGAGCUCGCUGGCUUUGGUGGGAGCUAUGAGAGAUUCCUACAUACAGGGCUGCUCAGUUUGGAACUCCUUCAGUAGAGGACUCAGCAUGUCUAGGACAACGGGUGUGACAGUGGACAGUAACGUGUUCUACAAUAUUUUAGGCCACGCACUGCUGGUGGGUACAUACCUGGAGAUGAGCAGCCUCUCUUGGGAAACAAGUCUGAGAAGAAAAAUUGACCCAUCAGAACAGGGAAAUAUAAUAAGAAACAAUGUGGUCAUCAGAGUUUCUGGUGCUGAGGGGCUCUCCAGUCCUGAACUGCUGGCUCCAUCUGGCAUCUACAUCCGCAAUCCCACCAAUAUUGUGCAGGGGAACCGAGUGUGUGCUGCUGGCUUUGGCUACUUCUUCCAUCUUGUGCCCACUCAAACAUCCCAAUCUCCACUUCUUUCCUUUACUGAGAACAUUGCCCAUUCUUGUACAAGGUAUGGUCUCUUUGUAUACCCUGAAUUUCAGCCUCCCUGGGAAAAUGACACUGGACUCACCUUAUUUCAAAACUUGACAGUUUGGGAAAGCGCAGGUGGUGCCCAGAUUUUUAGAAGUAGAAAUCUUCACUUAAACAACUUCCAAGUCUAUGCAUGCAGAGAUUUUGGAAUUGACAUCUUGGAAAGCGAUGCAAACACUUCAGUUACUGACAGCUUAUUCCUUGGUCGUUUUGCCCACAAGGAGAAUGUGUGCAUGGCUGCAGGGAUUAAAACUCCCAAAAGAUGGGAGCUGAUGAUAUCAAACACAACCUUUGUUAACUUUGAUCUCAGCAACUGCACAGCCAUCCGGACAUGUUCAGGAUGUUCCAAGGGACAGGGUGGAUUUACUGUGAAGGCCAAACAACUAAGGUUUCCCAACUCCACAAAUGUGGUAGCGUUCCCAUUUCCUCAUGCAGCAAUUUUGGAAGACGUGGAUGGGUCUCUGUCUGGGAAAAGGAGAAGUCACAUCCUUGCUUCAAUGGACACUCUGCCAGCAUUUUGUUUGGUCAAUGCAAGCUUCGGUCAGCUGGUCCAGGGUAGUGUCUGCGGGGAAGACAUCCUCUUUCAUCGUAUGUCUAUUGGCUUAGCUAACGCUCCGGAUAGCUCUUAUGAUUUAACUAUGACUGACAGCAGAAAUAAGACGACCACAGUCAACUAUGUACGUGACACCUUGUCAAGCUCCCAUGGCUGGAUGGCUCUGCUCCUGGAUCAAGAGACCUACACACUGCGAUUCGAAACUCCACUGAUCAGCAGAUCUCUGCAGUUCUACGCAACCUUUGACAACUUCGCUCCUGGGAAUCACCUCUUGCUGGUGCACACAGACCUCCCGCCUUACCCGGACAUCCUCAUAAGCUGCGGGGGUCAAGAAGGCCGGUCCCUUUCUUCCCUUCCAUCCCCUGCUCAUAACCACAGCUGUGACUGGUUCUUCAAUAGGCAAUUGAGGCAACUCACCUAUCUGGUUUCAGGUAGAGGCCAAGUACAAGUGACCCUGCAGGUGAAGGAAGGUGUGCCCCCAACUCUUUCAGCUUCUACCUCUGCACCAGAGCCUGCUUUAAAAUGGUCCCUCCUUGAAACCUGGCAAGGUGUCCCAGAGGGCUGGGGAGGACAUAAUCAUACCCUCCCGGGCCCAGGAGAUGAUGUCUUGAUUUUACCCAACACGACUGUCCUUGUGGAUACAGAUCUUCCACUUCUCAAAGGCCUCUAUGUACUGGGGACUUUAGAAUUCCCUGUGGACAGAAGCAACGUGUUGAGUAUAGCCUGCAUGGUCAUUGCAGGCGGUGAGCUGAAAGUUGGUACUUUGGACAAUCCGUUGAAUAGUGAACAAAAGCUUCUGAUCCUCCUUCGGGCUUCCGAGGGGGUCCUUUGUGAUCGAUUACAGGACAUUGAUAUUGACUCUGGAACUAUUGGAGUUUAUGGAAAUUUUCAUCUUCAUAGCGCUUAUCCUAAGAAAUCCUGGACACAUCUUGGAGCUGAUAUUGCUUCAGGAAAUGAGAGGAUUAUAGUAGAGGACGCAGUGGAUUGGCGACCCAGCGACAAGAUCGUGCUUAGCUCCUCCUCUUAUGAACCUCAUGAAGCAGAAGUCCUCACUGUGAAAGAAGUCACGGGCCACCAAGUUAGGAUUCAAGAACAUCUCAAACACCGGCACCUGGGAAGUGCCCAUGUUACAGAAGAUGGCCGGUACAUUCCACUGGCUGCUGCGGUUGGAUUGUUGUCCCGAAAUAUACAGCUUCAGUCUGAUCUAGCAUGCAAGGGGAGAGUACUUGUGGGGUCCUUUAAGAAGCCCGGCAGAGGAGAAUUUUCAGGUGUCCUUCAGCUUUUAAAUGUGGAAAUACAGAACUUUGGAACACCAGAGUAUUCAUCCAUUGAAUUCACCAACGUGCCCGUCGGCUCCUGGAUCACAUCUUCGACAGUGCACCAGAGCUGCAGCGGAGGCAUCCGUGCCAGUGCCAGUCAAGGCAUUAUUUUGAAUGACAACGUAGUAUUUGGCACAGCUGGCCAUGGCAUUGAUUUGGAGGGCCAAGCCUAUUGUCUUACAAAUAACCUUGUGGUUCUCACAACCCAGUCAACGAAGGACACGGUUUGGGUGGCAGGAAUCAAAGCGAACCGGGCAAAGGAUGUCGACCUCCAUGGCAACGUGGUGGCUGGUUCUGAGAGGCUUGGCUUUCACAUCCGAGGCCACAGCUGUUCCCUUCCGGAAGGGCCUUGGUCGGACAAUGUGGUCCAUUCAUGUCUCCACGGCCUUCACGUCUAUAAGGAAACUGGAAUGGACAACUGUACGGGAAUCUCAGGCUUCCUGGCUUUCAAGAACUUUGAUUACGGUGCCAUGUUGCACGUGGAGCAUAGUGUGGAGCUAGAGAACAUCACUCUGGUUGACAAUGUCAUUGGUCUUCUGGCAGUAGUGCAUACAUCCUCUGCUCCCCAAAGCAGCAUCACCAGUGCUCAGAUUGUGCUUCGGAAUUCAGUCAUCGUGGCCACGAGCUCCUCUUUUGAUUGCAUCCAAGACCGAGUUGAGCCUUGCUCAGCCAACUUAACAGCGUCGGACCGUGCUCCUUCCAAUCCCAGAGGAGGUAGAGUUGGAAUUCUGUGGCCUGGAUUCACCUCAGAGCCAAACCGGUGGCCUCAGCAACCAUGGCACCGAGUGAGGAAUAGUUGUUCAGUCCCAGGAAUCAUGAAACUUCAAGGUGUCACCUUUUCUAGUUUUGUGAAGAGCUGCUAUAGCGAUGACAUAGAUGUUUGCAUCCUGGCAAAUGGAGAGAACACUGGGAUCAUGCAGCCAAUAACAGCAGAGAGGACCAGGAUGCUAAUGGUCAAAGACAGAAACAAGUUCUACUUUUCUCCUUUACAACGCAGGAAAGACCUAGGAACAGUGAUCUGCCCUGAAGCAGACUGUGAAAGUCCAAGAAAAUAUCUCUUUAAGGAUCUAGAUGGGAGCACCCUGGGUCUGCCUCCACCUGUUUCUGUAUUUCCUCACACAGACGGAGAAUGGACUGGAUCCUUCUUCAACACAGGUACCUUUAGAGAUGAACAGAAGUGCACCUACCAAUCUCUGAUGCAAGGCUACAUCUGCAAACAGACUGACCAAGUGAUCCUAAUUCUUGACAGUCCAAAUGCCUCUUGGAUGAUCAGAAGAUUAUAUCCAGUUGUAUCUGUGACUGGUGGUUUUGUGGAUACCUUCAGUAGUGUGAGCGCUCAUACUGUCUGUUCUCCUUCAGGAUCUGUAUCUAUGUUUUAUACCAUUUUACCAACGAGGCAAAUCACCAAGGUCUGCUUUGUGGGACAGACACCUCAGGUUUUACGUCUUUUUCUUUCAGGGACCGAAAGUACCUCCAAGGUUCUACUGGCCAUAUUCUAUCAUGAGCCCCAGAGACCACAGGUUUUUGUCAGGGAACAUUUCAUUCCACCUACUCUGGAUCAGUCAGAUUCUCCACUGCUGGAUGAAUCGGUUGGGGCCAACCAUUUCAACAUCAUGAAUAAUCUCUUGUAUGUUGUUCUACAAGGAAGCGAGCCUAUUGAAAUACGCGCAGGCAUUUCCAUUCACUUGGCUUUUGCUGUGAUGUCUUCAGUCCUGGAAAAAGGCUGGGAAGCAGUCAUCCUUCAAAGACUUACUGAUUUCUUACAGGUUAAACAAGACCAAAUCAGAAUUAUCCUUGAGAUGCCUGGCAAUGAAGGGACCAUAAGAGCCAUUGCUGACAAUCGAGCAAAAAGAAGACUCAAUUGCCCAACUGUAGCUUGUGGCGCUCCUUAUAGAAGUGCUGGUCGACGUAGACCUCUCAUGAUGCCAAUGACCUCAGGGAGUGUCCCACCACCCGCUACUGUGGAGACUAUCUCAAAAGUGAUGGUCUUUGAAAUUGGUGAUUUUCCGACAAUAGAGAAUAUUGGACUGAUUACAUCCCUAACAAGUAACAGAUUAAAUAAUUUGGCUCACCAGGUGAUUAAGGCGCACCAGACUGGAGUGUUAGAAAAUGUUCUGAAUGUGACUAGUGGUGCUUUACUGGUGAUUCAGUCAAAGGGAAUCCGUGACAACGGAAAUACAAGCAUGGACAAAACUGAGAAUUCAAUAUAUAUUCGGCCCCAUGUGCUUUUCGUCUCAGUCCAGCCUUCGGAUGGGGAAGUGGGAAAAGAGCUCCCUAUACAGCCACAGCUUGUUUUUCUGGAUGAGCAGAAUCGGAGAGUGGAUCCCUUGGGAGCCCCUUCAGAGCCUUGGGCCAUUGCAGCUUUCUUGGAAGGGACAUCAGAUUCAGCACUAAAAGGACAUACCCAGGCAGAAACUCAAGAUGGUUAUGUGAGCUUCUCCAAUUUGACUGUUUUGAUCUCUGGGUCAAACUGGCACUUUAUUUUUAUGGUUACAUUCCCACCAGGAGUCAACUUUACAGCUCGAUCCAGGGCCUUUGCUGUCUUGCCUGUGACUCAGUCUGAGAGGUCGGCUGUCCUCCUGGCUGCUGCCCUGUGCUCAGCGGUCUCGUGGCUGGCUCUAUGCUGUCUGGUGUGCUGCUGGUUUAGGAAAAGCAAAAGCAGAAAAACAAAAGCUGAAGAGACUUCUGAGUCCCAGACAAAUGAUCCGAGGAAUCACAUCCCUGUCUUAACCAAACGCCAAGGAUCCCAAGUAGAGCAUAAGAAGGAAGCUUCCUUGAAAGAAGAAGAAGAUAUGAAGAUGAAGUUCAUGCUGGGCAAGCUGAGCCAGCUUCCCCACCAAUCCAUGAAUGGAGUGUCCAGAAGGAAAGUUACCCACCGUGCUGCCAGGGAGGAAGACAGCAGCCGAGAAGAGGCCAGUGUGUCUGCUCCCCGUAUUGCUAAUAUCACAUCCCCUGGGCACACCUGCCCCCCAGGUUCUCCCACUCAGCAGGUGUACCUACAAGUGACAGGGAAAUGGAAGGAAACUCAAGAGCAGUUGCUCAGAUACCAGCUGGCAGGGCAAGAUCAGAGGCUGAUGCUCUGGCCAGACCUGAAACAAGAGAGACAGCAGUUGCAGGGUCAGAGUUGACUGAGCAAGGACAGUGGCAGCUUGUGAUUUUCCCAAGAGAAGAAAGCCACCUGUGGUGCCACGGAGACCUACUGCCUUCAUUCAGGACGGGAGCAGCUGUAAUAAGGAAGUGAUGUUGGCAAUGGGGAUUCAAGGCAGAAUGUUUAAAAUAUUGCUGCAUAUAACAUUAUUCUGCCUUGUUUAAAACACAUUUUCCCUUGGUUUCUGGAUGAAAACAUUUCCCUUACAAUCAACAAACUAAGGGAGCAUAUACACUCUAGAAUAUUUUUUCAAUUUAAAACAUGGAAGAUGAUCAUAGAGUGCUGAAAGAUUAACAAUGCCUCAUGUAGUUUUUGUAGUGUUAAUCCUACUGUAAUGCCACACACAAAAUAGGCUCUCAAACAGGUUCACUUCAUUUUUUGUUUGUUUUUACUUAUUGACUUUCUGUGUCACACCAUCUUACAAAUAGCGCUACACUGAUUUAUACCAGUAGUAAUGAUCAUUUCGCUUCUUUGGGAUGGCCACGUGCAUUAUUGGGUGGCAUAAAUGGCUCGUGAGCGGGGCUCCUAAAUGAAAGGAAGUGGCACCAAUCUAUCUAGAGGCACUUCAGAAGAAAGGAAGCAUGUAUGGAUUGUGAUAAGAGUUGUAUGAGCCCCCAACAAAAUGACUGAAAAAAGAAGAGGAAGAAAUACCUGGCAAUAUACUUUCAAAUUUUAGCUAUGGAAAACUUUAUAGAGUCCCAAUCUGUUCUGCCACACAGGAUUUCUAUGAGUUUGAAUGCAUCCCAUGCCACAGUUUGGUUUUUGUCCCUGGGUGGUACAAACUGUUAAAGUACUCAGCCACUAAUUAAAAGUUAGGAACUUCAAGGAUACUCGGAGUUAUAGUAGCGAAAACUUCUAGCAAUCCACUUCCCUUAAUAAAAUGUAUCCUUUGAACAACUUGUGAAUCAACCCCGACACGAGUUUGCCGGGAGUCAGAAUAAGAUGCUUUGUUCCUGGUUUGUAUCUAUACAAUGAAUGCUUUCAGCUUAAAAAAUAUUAUUUAUUGACUUUUUAUUUUGCAACGUAUGAACGUUUAGUGAGCAGAUCACCAGUUUUACAUUCAACAAGUCAUAAACAUUUUGCUUCAUCUCAUCCAUUGUGAUCCCCGCUUUCUCUCCACGUUUUCUGCUUCCUUUCUCCCUUCUUUCCUAACUCUUCUGAACUUUGACCCUGGGCAAAUGUUGCCUUUCUGAUGUGAGACGUUUGAUUAGUCUAAGGUUUGGGUAACUCACUAGUGUGAUUGUUCCUCCUACAGACCUGAUUAUUGUUUGUUGGAAAGAUGAGCCACCAGAGUGAAUUCAAUUCCAGGCUUGAUGAAAAGCCAUAACCUUAGGGUUCCACCAGUCUCAAGCUGAGUAGUAAACCUGAUUUUUGAGUUUUAUUCCACAUUUUCCCUAUCUCAAACCUUUCCGAUUAUUUUAUAGCAAGACCAUGCAAAGGUUUUGACUGCUAUAAUUAUAUCUGCAAUAUUACAGUCAAGCAUUUGUUUAUCUUAUAGGAACAUUUGAAGGUCAGGAUACAUCUCUGAUCUGUGAUCAAUCAGAGCAUACUUUGCAUCCACAGGGCAACUUCCUGGUUGCUUACAAGCUGAUUUUACUUCAUGGUUUAAAUUCAGUCAUUACUUGGAGCUCACAGUAGUGCAAGCAUAUCAAGCUUGCACCUCAUGAGUAUUCAGACAUGAAAAUUGAUAUUCUUGUGGGCUGUGCUGAGAAUUUGGUUUGAAAAAGAUAUAUAAACAGAAAACGUGGGUAAAUUGUCCAUGGAUAAAAGUGGUUUUUUUCCAUUGA